AUGCUGACUUCAAUUCAUAAUAUAAUAUGGAGAGACUUACCAUUAUUAUUUCUUCUAUUGAGUUAUGUAGAAGGUCAAGAUACAGAUCUCGGAAAUAGGAUUAAUUCGACCACUUCAAGAACAAGUUCAGUGCAAUCGUAUGCAAUAUCAUCAAGAUCUACUCGUCUGUUAUCGGAUUCCAUAUCGCCUUCACGUUCCUCAGCCUCCUUGCCUGAAAUGAGUUCUCGUUCAACUUCGAUAUUGAGAAGGAGUUCAAGGGAUUCUUUUUCUUUACCUGUGUCGCUUUCUUCGGAAGUAUCUUCAACUAGCGUUGCUUCUGUGUCAUUUACUUCAUUCGGAUCAUCACCAGCUACUUCUAGUUUAUCCUCAUUGUUAUUAUCAUCAAGUUCUAGCUCAUCUACUGGGCGAUUAUCUUCAACAAUCAUUUUAUCAUCGUCAUCGUCAUCGUCAUCGUCAUCGUCGUCAUCAAGACGUUCUUCAUCCUCUUCGCGUAUGAGGACAUCAUAUUCAUCCUCAUCAAUACCAGCAUCAAUAACCUCACAAUCUACUUCAACAAUAACAGGUUCCUCAACUGGCGAGUCAACAUCCUCUUCUUCAGAUAUACCAAGUGAACAAAGAACAAUCACCAGUAUUAUUCAUGGUCAAACUAUUCUAUCAAACCAUUAUACAACUAUUACGUAUACUCCAACAGCAUCAGCAAAUGCAUCAACUAACAAAAAAAGCUCUCAUGGAUUAACGAAAAAAAAUCGAAACAUUGUCAUUGGUGUUGUUGUUGGUAUAGGUGUUCCAUUAAUCAUCGCUGCUUUAGCUAUAAUUUAUUUCUUCUGUAUUCAAACGAAAAAGACUGAUUUUAUUGACUCUAACGGUGUGGUCGUUACAGCAUAUAGAAAGAAUAAAGUUACAAAAUUAUGGGAUAAGAUGAUGGGUAAACCAAUGUCAGAAAAUGAAUACGAAUCCAAUUCUCCAUUGGGAAGUGGUAAUUCUGAUUUAGAUACAGAUAUAGAGGAUUCUCCAUCAGCUCGACUAUCUCCAGGUGUGAAUAGAACAGGAACAGUCCUGAGUUCAAAGAAUAUUAAUAAUAACGCCACUGUAACUAAUGGUCAUCCAAAUGAUUUGUUCUUAGAAGAGGAAAAAUUCUAUGAUGAGCAUGGUAAUGAAUUAAAUGCAAGAAAUUAUUGA
This is a messenger RNA of Naumovozyma dairenensis CBS 421, 1179 nucleotides long. It is a transcript of the gene MID2, whose product is annotated as Mid2p. Lineage: Eukaryota; Fungi; Ascomycota; Saccharomycetes; Saccharomycetales; Saccharomycetaceae. The record is from RefSeq and is a predicted model, not a curated record. The transcript has a single exon. Bases 1 to 1179 code for a protein of 392 amino acids.